This is a messenger RNA of Colletotrichum tamarilloi, 2736 nucleotides long. RefSeq lists its product as uncharacterized. The record is from RefSeq and is a predicted model, not a curated record. The transcript is spliced from 2 exons. Bases 1 to 2736 code for a protein of 911 amino acids. Lineage: Eukaryota; Fungi; Ascomycota; Sordariomycetes; Glomerellales; Glomerellaceae.
AUGGCAAAUAUUCAGAAGUAUACUGAGAGCAGUAAUGUGCAAAGCAAUCCAACUGAUUGGAGCGCAAAGCUGCCCGAUCCGAAAACCCACAUUCGCCUGCUCACGAUCCUCCCAGGUCGACAGACAGAGGAACUUCGUUGUACCUGCAGCACGAUCAGACUUGAUGACAGGCCAAAGUACAACGCCCUGUCGUAUGUCUGGGGCAACCGUGAGGCAAAGGCUCAAGUAAUUGUGAACGGCGUUCAAGUUACCAUCAACAAGAGUCUGGCAGGGGCUUUGAGACGUAUUCGCCAUGAUCGAGAGCCAAUUGUUAUCUGGGCAGAUGCUCUUUGCAUCAACCAGGAUGACGAAGACGAGAAGAAGUAUCAGAUCGAUCUCAUGCAUCGCAUCUAUGGCGAGUGCGAGAAUUGUUUGGUCUGGAUGGGAGACAUAGUAGUGAAAGGGGAUAGCAGCGUCGCAGCGGAACUGGCUGCAAGAGCGGCCUUGAACGCUGUGCGCAUCAUCGCAGGGCAGCCACACGACGAGGAUCUCGGUUGGCCUGGACAGUACCCAAUUGCUACAAGCGUUGCUGGCAAUGGUCUCACCGCCGGGGCAGCAUUACAAUCGAUGAUGGACUGCGAAUGGUGGCAGCGUAUCUGGACAGUCCAGGAAGUCUGUCUGCCUCCGAAAGCCACGGUUCUCUGGGGACCACUCGAGAUCAGCUUCCAAGCAAUCAUGGACGCAGCGAGCCAUAUGGUGCAACCAGAUGAGCACCCGCAACGCAACAACAUUUUCGAUCUGUUCCAAGAGGGCACCGCCAUGUACCCAAGGCUUCAUACAAGUCCAUACACGAUACCCGUCCUCAGCAUUGCUCACGCCAGACUCUGGAACCAGUCCAGAACCGACUCCCUGUAUAGACUAUGGCGGUUCCGAGAUAGGAGGUCCACAUAUCCGAAAGACAAGCUGUUUGGCAUCUGGGCGCUUCUCAACAAGACAUACUUGCCUGAAAUCAGGCCAACGGAUUACGUCCUCGAUAUUGUGGUCUUAUUCUCAAGACUCAUGGUCAGUUUACUGAGAUCUCUUGAUAGCCUCAAGCCUCUUAUUGGCUGGAGAGGUGAAAGAGAGACGGCCGGUCUGCCUACCUGGGUCCUGGAUUUGGCCCAGCCGGAGGACUCUGAUUGCACCAGCGAUUUCUGGACACAUGAUAUUGCCUGGAGGCAAUUUCAUGCCAGUAGUGGACUACCACGAUUCAAGCCACCAGUCAAGCAAGCAGAAGAUCUCACAUUGCUCACUUUGGACGGCAUUCGCGUUGACAAAGUGGCUACGAUCUUGAUGGACCUGAGGCACACGCGACAGUCCCUUUGGAGACAGGGAUUUGAAGACGCUAUCAAGGACCAAGCCGGUAAAGACGAUAUCAUGUAUCAAUAUAACAGCCUUAUCCAGGGCAAAUUUGGCGAGAAUCGUGAGCGCGUCACGGACGAGUCUUGGCACGGGGACAGUGAGAGUUGGAAUGAACAUGUCGUGAACCAGACAGGAGACGGCAUCAUCUUGCGACUCUACGAACUCAUCCAGAACAUACUGACUACUCUGGUACCCUCACCGGUGCUGACGUCAACUAUCAUGGCCUCCUCAAAGCGCUGGCCGGCGCCCAUCCACGUCUUCUCCUACCGCGCCCUGCUCGUGGUGCCCAUCAUCCUCGCUAUCGCGACCUUCGCGUCGCUCUUCAUCCACUCCGAUGUCAACGUUGCCCUCCUCUACUCACAAUGCGAUGCCCGGGCUCGCCUGCCGGCCGUCAGCAAAGUUCCCGUUCUCGGCCCGCCCGUCUGCUUCGCCAUAAGCUUCUUCCAGAGCGCGCUCGAUUCCAUGCGGACCUUUGCCACCAUGUCAGCCAUCCUCUCCUUCAUCGCCGGCCUCAUGACCGUUACCACCAUCGAGGCCGCACGCGUCUGUAACGCGCCCAACGUCGUUAUUGCGAACCCCACUGGCCCAUGGCUAGUUUUCAACCUCAUCGGUGGAGCUGUAGUCUGGCAGCUUGUCAUCCUACCCGCCUUUUUCCACCGCUCGCGAUCUAUCCUGCUCGCUCGGAAGAGGGCCGGACAGGAGGCCGUCGAGAGCGCCGCAUCCAAGGAUCCCGACUUUGGCAAGGACUCGCGCCAUCUCGUUGUCGAUGCGGAAAUUAUCGCCAUCCCCGUCAGUGUCGCGUGGGGCUUCAUUCUGCCCUCCCUGCUGAUGCUCAUCUACAACUCCCCGGUCAUCAUCGUCGUCUGGCUCUUCUUUCCCGUCUGGGUGUCACUGAUCCGCCAAGCCGUCAGAUGGGCCGUCUUGCGUGUGCAGAAGCGCCAGCACCGCAGCUUCCACCUCGAGUCUCACACGGUCUCGCUUCUGCUCGUCUACCUCAUCCCCAUUCUUUGCUCCGCAGUCUCUCACGUCUACUUCAUCUGGAGCCUGUUUCAGUGGGACGACAGGAAGGAGAUGACACGUGCUACAGUCAAAUUCGUUGAAAUUGACAUGUUCUUCAUCGGCUUGACUGUCCUGUAUUGGCUCUUCGUUGAGACUGGCUGGAAGGUCCCCUUGGUCGCAGUCCUUGGCACCAUCCCACUCGGACCGGGUGCCGGUAUUUGUAUCGCAUGGAUAUACCGAGAUACCGAGAUUCGUGAGAGUCUGAAGCAGUGGCUUUCUGAUGUCGUUGGAGGUCAAGAAGAGGCUAACGAAGAGGGCAGAGCUUCGGCUAGCGAGGAGACACCACUACUGCAUUGA